This is a messenger RNA of Racocetra persica, 337 nucleotides long. The record is from the annotation of a GenBank genome assembly. NCBI's taxonomy places the organism in Eukaryota, Fungi, Glomeromycota, Glomeromycetes, Diversisporales, Gigasporaceae.
AAGAACUGCAAUUCAGCUUUUGUCUGAUCUUAAUGUAAAUAAACAUGAAAUGAUGAAAUUUUCAGGUCACCAUUCAGUUAAUAGACUACGAUCAUAUAAAGUUCCUAAUAAUGAGCAAUGGCUCAAAAAUACUACUUUACUAAUCAAUGCAAUUCAAGAUUCUCAAGCUCAAACUUCAGAAUCUCAAGUUCAAACUCCAGAAUCUCAAAUCAAAACUCCAGAAUAUCAAGUUCAAACUCCAGAAUCUCUAGUCGAAACUUCAGAAUUUCAAAUUAUAACACAAGAAUUUCAAGUUUCACCCCUGGAAUUUCAAGUUUCGACUAAUGAAAAUUUUUGA